CCUUGUUUGAGUUCCAAUCCUUCACUUGUUCACCACAAUUUUCUCUCUCAUCGCCUUCUUUUCAGCCCUUUUUCUUCCCCUUCUUCAAAAACCCGAAAUUUCCCAUGAAGCUCCUUCUUCUGUGACAAAUACCCACCUCUGCAAAACCCUCUAAAAACCCCACACCUGUAUAAAUUUAUCAUCUUUCUGCAACUUGUAAUUGCUGCAAAACAAAAUCCCAAAAAAAUUGAAAAAAACGGCUAAAAAUUUAUCACAACGGCGCGUUGUAUAAGCAGCAAAACCCAUAAGCUAGGCAGAGCUUCUGAAGCUUUAGCUAUGGCGGUUUCAUCACAUGCUUUCCCUUUUAAGGCCGUUUAUUUCCCGCCCUUUUUCUGGGUUUGUCCUCAUUCUCGCUCUUCUUCAAUGGCGGCUUCUCUUCGUCCUCGUUUCUAUGCUUCAAGUAGUGUUAAUGAAUGGAAGGAGCCUCGACAUCUUCGGAGUCGACACGGGGUUUCUUAUGAUGAUCAAUUUUUUGCCAGAUGUGAGCCAAAACAGCCUGAAGUAAAGUUUUCUUCGGGGCAAUGUGCUGAAUUGAUCAGAUAUAAUGCCUCCUCACUUCCUGCUACUUAUCUAGGGACAUCGUCGAGGCCAAGGAGAUCUGGAGAAUCUGCCCAACCAAGGGCGGUGAGCCACCCUGGCAAAAACUUUUGGCGUCAAGAGGCUAUGCAUGUAAAGAAGAGUAAAAUGGGCUUUAGACAAGGUGUGGAAGAAAUAUCACUAUCCAAAGAAGCCAGAGAGGAUUGCAAUCGUAGCUCUGUAAACGAGAGAAUCAAUGUGAAUUCUGAUAUGACUGGAUUCUCAUCUGCUACUGUAUCCCAUCGUUUUGCAACCCUUACUGCUGAUCUAGAAGCAAAGAAUGAUCAAAUUGGUGACGAAAUGCAUGAAUCUGAUGAUGUUGCUAGAAAAUCCCUUUGCGCUAAUGGCUUAUUGUCAAGAAAAGAUUCAGGUGAUAAACUAUUAUCUAAAGAAAGUAGUAAAGGGAGUCUGAAGUCUGCUAUGGAGAGUGAUCAAUUGCUCAGGAAGUCGAAAACGACUGUGUCUCCCGAUAAACUGUUGUCUAAAGAAAUAAAUAAUGGGAGUCUGAAGUAUGCUGUGGAGAGUUAUCAAUUGCCCAGGAAGUCAAAAACGAGUGUGUCUCCCAGUAAACUGUUAUCUACAGAAAGGAUUAAUGGGAGUCUGAAGUCUGCUACAGAGAGUGAUCAAUUACUUGGGAAGUCUAGAAUGAUUGUGUCUCCCGAUGAACUUUUAUCUAAAGAAAGAAAUAAUGGGAGUCUGAAGUCUGCUGUGGAGAGUAAUCAAUUACCCAGGACGUUGAAAACGACUGUGUCUACCAGCAAACUGUUAUCUAAAGAAAGGGUUAAUUGGAUUAAUAAGUCUGCUGUAGAGAGUAAUCAAUCGUCCAGGAAGUCAGAAGUGACUGUGUCUGCCAGUGGCUUAUCAUCGUUGAAAGAGUUGGAUGAAAGCCCAUCACUUCAGGAAACAGAAGUCUUAUACGGGAAUUCUGAUCAGCUUAAAAUUCUUGCUGAUGCACAAACGGAUGAACAACAUGAACUUCGGAUGAGGCUAUGCAACAUCUUUGGCGAAGUUCUUGUAGUUGAUAAUAUCACCCUUGCUAGAAAAGUCGUGCAUAUGCUUACACACGAGUACAGGCAUCACGUACAUGCCUGUGAUACCGAGGUGUCCAAGAUUGACGUGAAGCAGGAGACGCCUGUAGAUCACGGUGAGAUAAUCUGCUUCAGUAUUUAUUCUGGAAAAGACGUGGAUUAUGGAAAUGGAAAAACUUGUAUAUGGGUCGAUGUGCUUGAUGGUGGUGGUAAGGAUCUUUUGGCGGAAUUUGCUCAGUUCUUUGAAGAUCCGUCAAUAAAAAAGGUGUGGCACAAUUACAGCUUUGAUUGUCAUGUUGUAGAAAACUAUGGGAUCAAACUGUCUGGGUUCCAUGCUGAUACAAUGCACAUGGCACGAUUGUGGGAUUCUUCGAGACGGACUGAUGGUGGGUACUCUCUUGAAGCUCUUACAAGUAAUCCAAAUGUCAUGUUUGAGAAUGGGGCUUGCCACGAUGAAGAUCUGAUGGGAAAAAUUUCAAUGAAAACCAUAUUUGGGAGGAGAAAGAUGAAAAAAGAUGGGUCUUUAGGGAAAACUGUUACUCUUCCUUCGGUUGAGGAGUUGCAAAGAGAAGAAAGAAAACCAUGGAUAUGCUAUUCUUCUUUAGAUUCCAUGAGUACUCUGAAGCUAUAUGAUAGUUUGAAAUCAAAGCUAUCAAAAAUGCCAUGGAUAAUGAAUGGUAAAUACAAGGGGAGUAUGCUUGAUUUUUAUGAGAACUAUUGGCAGCCAUUUGGAAAAAUUCUUGUGCAAAUGGAAACAGAAGGAAUGCUAGUUGACCGAGCAUAUCUCUCAGAGGUGGAGAAGGUGGCUAUUGCUCAACAACAAGUCGCUGCUGAUCGCUUCCGAAACUGGACUUCUAAGUACUGCCCUGAAGCUAGGUAUAUGAAUGUAGGCAGUGAUGCGCAAUUGAGAACACUCCUUUUUGGUGGCAUUUGCAACAGGAAGGAUCAUAAUCAGUUUCUCCCUACAGUGAAAAAGUUUAGGGUUCCAAAUGUUGAAAAUGUGAUUGAAGAAGGAAAGAAAACUCCGAAAAAGUAUCGUGACAUUACAUUGCAUAAAAUUGGUUCUAAUCUACAAACUGACUUUUAUACACUAAGCGGUUGGCCUUCCGUUAGUGGAGAUGCCUUAAAAGCUAUUGCCGGGAAGGUCUCUGUUGAAUAUGAUUUUUCAAAUGAUGCUUCUGAGCCCCCAUUGGAAGAUGAUCCACAAAUCUCGGAAAAUAAAAAUGUCGAUAUUUCUGCUUAUGGAACGGCUUAUGCUGCUUUUGGAGGAGGGCAUGAAGGCAUGGAGGCCUGUCAUGCUAUUGCUUCUUUGUGUGAAAUUUGCUCUAUCGAUUCAUUAAUAUCCAACUUCAUUCUUCCUCUGCAGGGAAGUCAUGUUUCUGGGAGGAAUGGACGUAUUCAUUGCUCAUUGAACAUAAAUACAGAAACCGGCCGCUUGUCUGCUAGGAGACCGAAUUUACAGAAUCAACCUGCUUUAGAAAAGGACCGAUAUAAGAUCCGCCAAGCAUUUGUUGCUGCCCCUGGCAACUCGCUUAUUGUUGCUGAUUAUGGACAGCUGGAACUUAGGAUUCUUGCGCACCUUGCUGACUGCAAGAGUAUGAAAGAAGCAUUUGAAGCUGGUGGAGAUUUCCAUUCAAGAACUGCAAUGAAUAUGUAUCCGUAUAUUCGGGAAGCUGUUCAACAGAAAGAAGUAAUUCUUGAAUGGCAUCCUCAACCUGGUGAAGAAAAGCCUCCUGUUCCUCUUCUCAAGGAUGCUUUUGGUUCAGAAAGGAGGAAAGCGAAAAUGCUCAAUUUUUCCAUCGCGUAUGGGAAAACUCCAAUGGGUCUUGCCAAGGACUGGAAGGUUUCUGUUAGAGAAGCAAGGGAAACUGUUGAUUUAUGGUAUAAAGAACGCCAGGAGGUUCUGAGAUGGCAAGAAGCACGGAAAAAAGAAGCUGCAAAAAUAGGUUGUGUUCACACCUUAUUAGGCAGAGCUCGUCGCUUUCCUUCAAUGGCUCAUGCUUCUCCCCCACAAAGGAGUCACAUUGAACGUGCUGCUAUCAACACACCAGUGCAGGGAAGUGCUGCUGAUGUUGCCAUGUGUGCCAUGCUGGAGAUAGACAGAAGCAAUCGUUUGAAAGAGCUAGGUUGGAAGCUUCUUCUGCAGGUUCAUGAUGAAGUGAUACUAGAGGGACCUUCCGAAUCAGCAGAAGAAGCAAAGGCUUUAGUAGUUGAAUACAUGUCCAAACCUUUUGAUGGGAGAAACAUUCUUACAGUCGAGCUUGCUGUUGAUGCAAAAUGCGCUCAAAAUUGGUAUGCUGCCAAAUAAGCGAGCUAUCUGUUUUUAUCUGUCACUUGGUUUUAUGGUUCCAAACACCCAAAUACCAACCUAAUUCACUCGGGCAGCCGGUUCAUUGUAUACAAUGCUGCAAUGAGGGCCAUUUUCUGUGUUAGUUGGCCCUGUGGUAUUUCAUGAAGUGGUUGGCAUGGCAGUCGGAGAAUCACUCAGUUGAUCUUCCAGUUUUGUUGCUUUUCGCUGCCAUGAAAUUGGGUGUUAUCGAAAGUUGUAUAGUCUGGAAAAGCAGAGAAUGGGGAGAGAUUGUAAAAUUGGCUUGUGUCAUAAGAUAUAAGAACUGCGUUUGCAGUUAGUAUGUAAUGUCAUUGGUGUGUAAAAAAAAUAGUAAGGCUUGGCCUUUCCCUAGUUUCGAGCUUCCACUGCAUAAUACGCGACAGUCGGGUAUAUUAUUAAUGGCAAUCAAGUUUCAUCGAAGCUAAAGCUAUGAUACUUCAAGCGCGAGGCCAAGAGCUAGUUUAGUAGGCAUUGUCAUACUGUUUAGUAUUCAGUAUUAGCUAAAGAUAUGUAAAUAUUUUUGUAAAAAAAAUUUCUUGUUAAUGUUGUUCUUGAAUAGUCUUGUUUUCUCUAUUUGAUGGAGUUUAUUCAUUA
Messenger RNA from Beta vulgaris subsp. vulgaris (sugar beet), 4566 nucleotides. RefSeq names its product DNA polymerase I A, chloroplastic/mitochondrial. Gene Ontology annotation, biological process: DNA-templated DNA replication; double-strand break repair. The transcript is spliced from 14 exons. The record is from RefSeq and is a predicted model, not a curated record. NCBI's taxonomy places the organism in Eukaryota, Viridiplantae, Streptophyta, Magnoliopsida, Caryophyllales, Amaranthaceae. Gene Ontology annotation, molecular function: 3'-5' exonuclease activity; DNA-directed DNA polymerase activity; DNA binding. Bases 316 to 3951 code for a protein of 1211 amino acids.